AUGCGUUUCACUACCUCCGUCCUUGCCACUCUCAUCGCCGUCGUUGCCGCAGCGCCGGCACCCGAGGCUGCCUCCGUGGACUCCAAUGUUCAGCUCGCCACGAGCCUUGUACAAGUACUAGAUCCUGAUCUUCCUUUUAUGCUUGCAUCAGAGAAGCUCAAGGCCCAGGGAUGCCGGGAUGAGAAGACCUUCCUACAGUGCUUGCUCAACGGCUGCCCGCCCAUCAUCCCACCUGGAGGCUGCAUUUCCGAGAUUACCUGCUACAUCAUCUGGUGUACCUAG
This is a messenger RNA of Pyricularia oryzae 70-15, 282 nucleotides long. RefSeq lists its product as uncharacterized. The transcript is spliced from 2 exons. Lineage: Eukaryota; Fungi; Ascomycota; Sordariomycetes; Magnaporthales; Pyriculariaceae. Bases 1 to 282 code for a protein of 93 amino acids. The record is from RefSeq and is a predicted model, not a curated record.